Messenger RNA from Sabethes cyaneus, 1757 nucleotides. It is a transcript of the gene Cdk8, whose product is annotated as cyclin-dependent kinase 8. NCBI's taxonomy places the organism in Eukaryota, Metazoa, Arthropoda, Insecta, Diptera, Culicidae. Gene Ontology annotation, biological process: protein phosphorylation. The coding region runs from base 181 to 1722 and encodes 513 amino acids. The record is from RefSeq and is a predicted model, not a curated record. The transcript is spliced from 8 exons. Gene Ontology annotation, cellular component: nucleus; mediator complex. Gene Ontology annotation, molecular function: RNA polymerase II CTD heptapeptide repeat kinase activity; cyclin-dependent protein serine/threonine kinase activity; ATP binding.
CGUAACAUUUACAUUACAGUUUAUUCAUUUACAAAUUUUUGGAUUCUUUUUGUCGCGGUUGCAUGUUAUUCGAUAAGCACCUUCGUUAUACUGUUGUUGAAGCACUGAAAACAGUCGGAACAAAAGAACAGCAAGAAAAUCCUUCAAGUUCAUCGAUAAUUUUGAUUCGUAUCCACUGCUAUGAGCAACGCUGUUAUGAUGGACUACGAAUUCAAGAUGAAAACUCAACAGGAGCGGGCCAAAGUAGAAGACCUUUUUGAGUACGAGGGCUGUAAAGUUGGUCGCGGGACGUAUGGUCACGUUUAUAAAGCUCACCGAAAAGAAAGUAACGAUACGAAGGACUAUGCGUUAAAGCAGAUUGAAGGCACCGGAUUGUCUAUGUCUGCUUGCAGAGAAAUUGCGCUGCUGCGAGAACUAAAGCAUCCAAACGUAAUUAAUCUCAUCCGAGUGUUCCUAUCGCACACAGAUCGAAAGGUCUGGUUGCUUUUCGAUUAUGCCGAACAUGACCUGUGGCACAUCAUCAAGUACCACCGUGCAGCCAAGGCCACAAAGAAACCGGUCAUGGUUCCGAAAGGAAUGGUCAAGAGUUUACUCUACCAGAUCUUGGAUGGUAUCCACUAUUUACAUAGCAAUUGGGUUUUGCACAGAGACUUGAAACCGGCCAACAUUCUAGUAAUGGGGGAAGGCAAUGAGAGAGGUCGAGUCAAAAUUGCAGACAUGGGAUUUGCUAGACUUUUCAAUGCCCCACUGAAGCCAUUGGCUGAUUUGGAUCCUGUUGUGGUUACAUUUUGGUAUCGAGCACCAGAAUUGUUACUUGGAGCUCGACAUUACACUAAAGCGAUCGAUAUUUGGGCUAUUGGAUGCAUAUUUGCUGAGUUGCUGACUUCGGAGCCAAUAUUCCAUUGCCGACAGGAGGAUAUCAAAACAAGCAACCCUUAUCACCAUGACCAAUUGGAUCGAAUCUUCAAUGUUAUGGGUUUUCCACAAGAUAAAGACUGGGAAGACAUUCGUAAAAUGCCGGAACAUCACACUCUUACAAAAGACUUUAAGCGUUCCAAUUAUGCUAACUGUUCGCUGAUCAAAUAUAUGGAACGUCAUAAAAUCAAACCAGACAGCAAAGCUUUCCAUUUACUACAAAAACUUUUGCUUAUGGAUCCAAACAAGCGAAUCACCUCGGAGCAGGCUAUGCAAGAUCCAUACUUUUCUGAAGAUCCACUGCCUACCGCAGAUGUGUUUGCUGGUUGUCCGAUCCCCUAUCCCAAGCGGGAGUUUCUAACCGAUGAAGAUCAAGAUGAUAAGGGUGAAAAUAAACGGCAGCAACAACAGCAACAGGCCAAUCAAACGCAACAAAAUCAGCAGCAGCAACAAGGCAAUCAUCAAUCUCAGCAGCAAAACCAGCAGCAACAGCAGGCCAAUCAGAAUCAACAAGCACAGCAGCAACAGCAACAACAGCAGCAGCAGCAACAACAACAACAGCAGCAAAUGCAACAACAACAGCAACAACAAGCGCAAAAUGCUGCAAUGGAUCACAAUGCUGCCAAACGGGUUCGUAUGUCGGGUCCAAAUGGGCAGCCUGGUAACGGUUUAAAUCCCCAAGAUUACCAACAGCAAGCGCAGCAAGCUGCUGCCGCGGCGGCUGCUGCUCAACAACAACAGCAGCAGCAACAACAGCAGAUGAUGUUCAACAACACACAACAAGGCGGGUUUCAGCAAAGAUAUUGACCUUCUAUGAUCGAAAUUAUAAGCUAUGAAAAUAA